Messenger RNA from Priapulus caudatus, 4159 nucleotides. RefSeq lists its product as uncharacterized. The record is from RefSeq and is a predicted model, not a curated record. Lineage: Eukaryota; Metazoa; Priapulida; Priapulimorpha; Priapulimorphida; Priapulidae. Bases 1153 to 2523 code for a protein of 456 amino acids. The transcript has 2 exons.
GCUGUGGAGAAUAUCUGAGAGCUGCAGAGAUGGCAUCUGGUGACGUGUUUAUUGCGUCUUGGUUAACGUCAAAUGUGGAAAGCGCUCCUUUAUACUCCAUCAAAUCGGAUGAACUGCGCAAGAGGUUUAACUCUCACCAUGAAGAUGCCCACAAAUCUCAAGUAGUACUGUGGGGAAGACAAUUCGAAAGUUGUUUCCAAAUGUAACGGUAUAUAUAUAUUGAUGGGAAAGUGUCUGGAAAAGGAGCACAUGCUUACAAAGGAAUUAGAUGGACAGACAAUACAAAUGACAAAAAAAUACAGUGGACUGAACUUCCCAAUUGCAUUCCAAGGAAAGCCAUUUGCCUACCACAGCAUCACUUGAAUGCACUUUCGAUUAUGGUGCCAACCACACAAAUUUGUAAUGGCAACAGAACUGUGAAAGAAAUUACCUUCUUCUGUGAUUCAUUGACUUGGCAUUUAAAAAUUCGUGGAAAACUAGUGAAUCUCAGUAAACUAGGACUGGAUUGUCAUUUCUCAUUGACCACCAAUGCUAUCAAGAACAUUGUUGAAGUCGCAGACAAAAUUCGACUUUGCAGUGGAGUAAGCACUACAAGAGAUGAGUUUAUGAAUGACACCAAACAUUUCACUGAAGAACUCCUAUCUGUACUUGGUAAUGAAAAUGCUGGAAAUCUGUAUGUUCGUUCAAAACACUGUUGUCAAGUACUGCCAUGGUGUUCACAAGAAUGCUGUAGAACUUGUCAAACUACGUGUUCACAAUACCGAGCAAAACAUUUCAAACUUGAACAAACCAUACAGAUGUCAGAUAUCGUUCUGGAUGCACAAGCGGACACAGUUGAUGAUAUAGAGCUGAAUGAAGUUGAUCAUGUUGACCUUGUGAAAAUAAUGGACAAAGUAUUACCAAAUGCACCAGAACACAUGAAGGUGUUGUUCCAGGCACAACAUAAAGCUUUAACAGCAAAGACCCCACGCAGCAACCGUUGGAACAAGCAGCUUAUUAGCACAUGCCUGACUUUAUGGGUGAGAAGCCCAAAGCCUAUGCAGAUUUGACAGACAGUAAGAUGUUUGCUGUUGCCAUCCGGAAGACAAACUGAGAAGGUACAAGAAUUGUAUUCCGCAGGAGUCAGGCAUCAACGAUCAAGUGCUGAAAUGGAUGAGGGCAGCGGCCCAAGAAGCCAAGGUUCCAGACCAUGGAUGGGCAGGUGGACUUCAUCAUGAUGAGACUAAAAUUCAACAGGAUCUUGUUCUAAUCAUGAUGGGGGGGAAGCCUAGUCUGACCGGUUGGAUAGAUGUUGGAGAAGAAGCAGGCAACCUCAGAAUGCUGAAGGAAGGUUGUGUGAAGCAGACACUUGCUUCUGAAGUCAUACAGUUGACUUUUAUGGGAUACACUGGAUUCCGUUUUCCACUCUGCCAUUACCCUACGGGUGGAGUAAAAGCAUCAGAACUGCACAUCAUCAUAUGGGAUGCAAUUGCCAAACUAGCGGAUUGGGGCUUUACGGUGGAUUUCAUCAACCAGGACGGAGGAGAAGAAAAUCGCCAAUUUGUCAAAUCUCACUUCGAUGGCGACCCUGUGAAAGCAAGCUAUGCUUCCCCGAACUUGGCCGACCAGACACGAAGUGUUGUGCAUACUCAAGACUUUUCCCACAACAUCAAAAAACUCAGAAACGCCAUUCUAAGCAGUGGUGAAAUCAAGGGUAAGCACACACGGAAGCUGAUUUGCAAUGACAAACCGAUAGUUUGGCAACAUUGGAUUGAUGCAGUAGAAUGGGACAGAAAUGUAAACAGUCGGCCUAUUUACCACAAAGUGACAGACACACAUUUGCACCCAUCUGGUUCUGAGAAAAUGAGGAAUCAUUUAGCCGAGCAGAUGCUUAAUGACGAAAUGUUCCACCUUAUGCAGUGUUUCCAAAAUAGUCUAGAAGACAAGAACGCAUCACAACUAACCAGUACAAUCGAACUUCUGGAGCAUUCAAGCAAACUCAUAUCAAUAUUUCGUAGUAAGAAACCAAUCAUCAGCAUCAGUGAUGACCGAUUUCAUAUUCUGUCACAAGCUCUCAGGUGGUUCCAAAUGUGGAGAAACAACGUCAGGUCAAAUACCACACUUACAAAUGGAGAAAUGAGCAGAAUGCUUCCAUCAACAGCUUGUCUGGAUGACAUGAUAUGUAUGCUGGUCACAUUCCCUAAAGUAUGUCAGAUACACCUGAGCGAGUACAAGACUGGCAGUGUCAGCCCCUCGCGGUUUAAUAAUGACAUUGCAGAAAACAUGUUCUGCCAGCAAAGGGGAUUGCAUAAUGGGAAUGCCACAAACCCGAAUUAUGCCACCUAUCGUACCACUGUGAAUUCAGUCCUGUUAGGACAGUCAUUGUUGUCGAGGGGUAGAAAAUCAAAUGCUGGGCUGAAAGCAGCUAAACCGUAUAACCAUUAUGUUACAGGACCAGUAUGUAAACGAGCAAAGAAAACAAUAUGUAAACCAGCAAAGAAAAGCAAGUCUAAACACUGCAAGACAAGAAAGAUCAGAUUGUAGACUUGCUGACCUGCCGCUGUACAUUUGUAUUUAUUAGGUUUACAGGAAAUUCUCAGAAACUCAGUGUCAGUGAUUAAAAGAAAAAAAUAAUUAUUUAACACAUUCUUGAAUGUAUGUAAUCGAAGACCAUUUGUAUCCACAGACUGACCACAGUUUUAUCCUGUUUAAAUUUAGUAACUGCUUAUCUGGGAAAGGUUGGUAAUUUAUUUAUACACAAAAUAUUUGUAUUAAUAAUUCAAACAUCCCCAAAUUCAGAAAAUAUAAUUAUUGUUUACUCUAUCAGUAUCGCAGUACUAUUACACUAAGACUGGGUGUGCAAGGCGCCUAUAUGUGUGAUGGUGUGUCUUGCCUAUAGCCAUAAUAUUACUAAUUAAGGCUGUCCAGCUCCCUAUACAUUUGAAGAUUUCUAUGUUUGACUAAAAUUCAUAUAACUGUGAGAAAAUCAACUAAGCGGUUAUUUCGUGUAAAGAAUUAGUGUAGAAAUGUAGCAAACUGUGACUUAUUCCUGGGUUUCUCACAAUAUUAACUUGUUAUUUGUUAAAAUGUAUUCGCAUAACAUUACUUUGAUGAUAUAUGCAUUUAGUUGGAGACCAAAGUCAUUAUAGUGUGAUGCACACUCCGUUAAUAUUACUCGUGACUGUAUUAAGAAUUAGGGCAUUUACCAUACAUUUUGUUCAUGGGGUAUUGUAAAUCUAAUAAAUAAAAGUCUGGCCUAACAUGGCAAUUACAUGCUCAUUAUGGGUCACAAGGGGUCUAUGACAGUGUUCAGUGGGUAGACAGAUCUGCUGAGUGAUCAACUGUUUAAACGUUAAAGCAAUGUUCCCACACCACAUGCAAACAAACGAAUGGGUUUUUUAUAUUGGACACUUCAAAUUAUUAUUCGGAGAUAAGUUAAUUUUAUCUAAGAAAACUGAGAAAAAUCUUGUAUUGUGAACAUCAAUACAAGAUAAUGUAAUAGACCUAUUGUCACUUACAACUUGUCAGUGGUAAUAAAUAUCAUGUAACAAAGAGAACCACGCCAUUGUAUGUGAUGACGUCAUUUCCAUUGCUACAUGUCAUUGCUUACCCCGGACAUGUUAUAAAAUGGCAAAGCGACUGUUAAUAGACAUUCCCCACCGAAAUAGUGUUUAAUGUAUAUAAAAAUAUUUUGUACGACUGUUCAUUCUCAUAUAAUCAUACAUCAUAUAUUCUCAUAUAUCAUAUUCUCAUAUUGUCAUAUAUCAUAUAUAUAUUAUCUUAUAUGAUAUAAUCACUUAGAUAAUCACCAUUAUUCAAUGCAUAUGCUAUACCUGGCAUAUCCAAAAGAUGAUCAGAGUUGCAAACGCCGACAUCGUAAUUCAGGGCAAACAGCUUCACAGGUGGAUCACCGGGUGGUAAAGUGCGAUGCAAUCUCUGAAUCAAGUUGCUCGUGUCCGUCGACAAUUCCCCUCGGCUGAGCUCCUGUACAGCCGUAACCAGAUCAUCUGAAAAACACACAAUAGAUUAUAGUCAUUAACCCUGUGCGCGUUAAAUGUGUAUAAACAAGGACAUUUUAAGUACAUCUAAUAUAUUAGUAAUUGUAAUUCCUACUACGUUCUUCUGAAGUUCUGUGUUCAAAAACUAUAUUAUAUGGAAAAUAAAUUUUUUUCAAUUUUCA